AUGGAGGUCGAAACCCCAAUCCCUUCAACGGAAUCGCAUCUUGACGAUGGACCUUCGCGAAGGAUUCCUACAUCCCCGCGCGGCGAUCGAAAUGGAAGAAGUCCACCGCGACGAGAGGGAUCCGCCCCACGUGGCAGAGGUGGUGUCGCAAAAGUUAGGACUGAGGAGGAAAAGCAGGCUGCCGCAAAGGCAGAAUAUGAGAAGCUUCUGACCAUGCGAUCGGGCGGAACAUACAUACCUCCAGCUCGAUUACGAGCUCUCCAAUCUCAAAUUACGGAUAAAUCCAGCAAGGAGUAUCAGCGCAUGGCUUGGGAGGCUUUGAAAAAGUCUAUCAACGGUCUCAUCAACAAGGUCAACGUUUCGAACAUCAAACAUAUUGUACCGGAACUUUUUGGAGAAAAUCUGGUCAGAGGACGAGGUUUAUUCUGCAGAAGCAUUAUGAAAGCGCAAGCUGCCAGUUUGCCCUUCACACCAAUUUACGCUGCCAUGGCAGCUAUCGUCAAUACCAAACUCCCUCAGGUUGGAGAACUCCUUCUCAAAAGACUGAUUGUUCAGUUCAAGAAGGGCUUCAAGAGAAAUGAUAAGGCUGUAUGUCUGUCAUCUACAACUUUUAUCGCACAUCUCUGCAAUCAACAAGUCGCAAAUGAAAUUGUGGCCGCUCAGAUUCUACUCCUCCUUCUACACAACCCCACAGAUGAUAGUGUAGAGAUUGCUGUCGGAUUGACAAGAGAAGUUGGGCAGCAUCUCGAGGAAAUGAAUCGCCCAAUUGCAUUGGCAGUGUUUGACCAAUUUCGAAACAUUUUACAUGAGGCCGAUAUCGACAAAAGAGUGCAGUACAUGAUUGAGGUGCUUUUUCAGGUUCGCAAGGAUCAGUACAAGGACAACCCGGCUAUCAAAGAGGAACUUGAUCUCGUAGAAGAAGAGGAUCAAAUCACUCAUACGACGGAGCUGGAUGAUCAAAUCGAGGUUCAAGAUACUUUGAAUAUCUUCAAAUUUGAUCCGGAAUGGGAGGAGCACGAGGAAGCAUAUCGCUCUCUGAAAGCAGAAAUUUUGGGCGAGGGCAGUGAUGAUGAUGACGACGACGAUGAUGAGACUGACGACAGCGAGGAUGAUGAGGAGAAGCAAGGAGAAAAGCAGCUGGAAAUCAAGGAUCAGAGCAAUACCGAUUUAGUCAAUCUUCGACGUACCAUAUAUUUGACCAUCAUGUCAAGUAUCGACCCCGAAGAAUGUUGUCACAAAUUGAUGAAAGUCAACCUUCCUCCUGGACAAGAACCCGAACUCCCAUCGAUGAUCAUCGAAUGUUGUUCUCAAGAAAAGACAUACUCGAAAUUUUAUGGUCUUAUUGGAGAACGUUUCGCAAAGAUCGAUCGCCUCUGGACCGAACAAUUUGAACAAUCUUUUAUGAAAUACUAUGACACCAUUCAUCGAUACGAAACAAACAGAUUAAGAAACAUUGCUAGAUUCUUUGGUCACCUGAUCAGUUCGGACGCCAUUGGCUGGCAUGUACUGUCAGUGGUACAUUUGAAUGAGGAGGAGACAACAUCGAGUAGCAGAAUUUUCAUCAAAAUUCUUUUCCAGGACUUGUCCGAGGCCAUGGGAAUGCCUAAAUUGCAAGCACGUCUAAAGGAUGAUGUCCUUCGCCCAUAUUUUGAAGGACUCUUUCCUAGGGACAACCCUCGCAACACAAGAUUUUCCAUCAAUUACUUUACCAGUAUUGGUAUGGGUGCAUUGACUGAAGAAUCGCGAGAAUACCUGCAGAAUCUGCCUAAGCCUGCCUUACCUGCACCUCCUGCUGCGGACGAGGAGUCGGAUUCAGGUAGCUCUGUAUCAAGCUAUUCAUCAUACACUGGAUCUUCGUACUCUGGUUCUCGCUCACGUUCACGCUCUCGAUCACGUUCCCGUGGUGGUGACCGAAGACGUUCCGUCGAUAGUAGAAGGCGCUCGGUUUCCCGAACACCUCCCAGAACCGUCAAACGUGGAGGGUCACCCCGACGCCGAAGCGCGACAAGAUCCGUGUCCAGGUCUGUUUCUCGAUCCCCCUCCAGAUCUGUUACUCCACCAAAGCGCCGAACUUCUCCUCGUCGUGAGCGACGCUAUUCUAGCGAUUCGAGGUCAAGGUCAAGGUCCAGAUCUAUCACACCUCCACCACGAAGAACCACGCGGAGAGAUAGCUAUUCUGCCACGCCUCCCGUUAAAAGAGGUAGAUCUCUGAGCAAGAGUCGCUCCAGGUCCCCACCUCGGAGACGAAGAAAUACUUCUUCUGUUAGCGACGCGCGACGAAGUAUUUCGCGAUCCCCAUCUCCGCCACCUCGAAGAGCAGCUAGACGAGAUAGUUGCUCAGCAUCUCCUCCCAGAAGAGGCCGUGAUUAUUCUCCGCCUAGACGGGGUCGUCGUGACAGCAGAUCAAUCUCACCACCACCCUCUAAGAGAAGAAGGGACUAUAGUGACUCGAGAUCUCUGCCACCUAAACGUGGAAGAAGAUGAUUUUGAGAUUCGUGAAAAGGGAUUGGGAAAUGGCUUUGGAGAACUGAGUAAUGGGUCAUAA
Molecule: messenger RNA, 2545 nt
Organism: Hymenoscyphus albidus
Lineage: Eukaryota; Fungi; Ascomycota; Leotiomycetes; Helotiales; Helotiaceae
Source: the annotation of a GenBank genome assembly